ACAACUCUUCUAUCUCUCUAAUAAUUCCUACCUUUGCCCAUAACUCCAUUAUCAAUUGAUGACUGUUUCUACUACCACUCAGCAUUGGAACGGCUCCAUGCCAAUGGUACCAAAGUUCGAUCACCUUGUACUAUACACUGGCAAUGUCAUGAAGACAAGUAUAGCCGGGAAGAAUAAUUCUCUUAGCACCAAGUCCAACCUUGAACUUGUAGCUGCUAUCAAUGAUACCCUCAGGACAUCUUUUCAUGUGUCUGAUCAACCAUCUUUUCACUAUCAUGAAGACAGUGGACUUUUGGAAGUUCCCGAUUUGCGAUUAAGCAGCAUUGUUCCUGUAGAAGACAGGAAGGAUGUUGAAAUCACCGCAAAAUUGUUCAUCCUUGGCUCCGACCCUUCGCAAGCCGCCGUCACUCAAUCUCUCAACCAUCUUCACCGACUCCUUGGCGUAUCGACUAUCGAGAACUUUAUCCUUUCGGCUACCAACGACGAUGUUUUGCCUGCCUGGCGAAGUCUGCAAGAAUUGCAUAGAAAUAAAGUCGUUGAACGGUUAGGCGUAACUGACUUCAGCCAGUCUGACUUAAAGUCAUUCUCACAGAAAGUUCAAGUUCAACCCGCUGUGAAUCAGAUCGAUCUUGCUGAAUGCUGCCAGCUUCCCAGAGAUUUGAUUACUUACGCAAAGGCCAACAAUAUAGAAUUAUUAGCACAUAGUGAUUAUUCCGACAUCCUGCCUAAGGAGACCCUUAACAAAAUAAUGAAGGCUCAAAACCUAGUGGGUGAAAAUGCCACAUUACACCCUCGCUGGGUUCUUAAAUACACUGUAUUUGUCAAGUGCCGUGGUGUCGUAGCAGACAAAGGAUAUAUUGUCAUGGCGGAUGCAUAGAUUUCCUUCAUGAGCACGUGCUUAGAUCACAGGCCAAGUCAAUCGAUACAAUAGGCUGUUGAAGGAUGCUAAAUGCCGUUCGUCCUCUCGAUUUACCUUAUCGACUCGUUUUUUACUAAUUCCUCGCUGGAUCUCAUUUCUGCUAUCACCUCCCUCCAAACUUACGCCUUACAUUCCAGAGUAGCCCGCCUGGGUCACACACUGUAUAAUAAACUUGCAUCUACUUCUGUUCAUCCGGUUUUGUCACACCCAUGGAGUUCAUUGUACCACCAACAGUGGUCAUAGGGUUCCAUUAUGAACAACGCACCGUGCCUGCCUGCCCAAGAUUUUGUAGUGUUGUUUUCCGAGUUUUAGCUACGUACUGAAAAAGCCAUUCGCGGCUGUAUGUAUCUGAUCUUACUGUGGUCAUGAGUGU
Umbelopsis ramanniana AG is the source of this 1292-nucleotide messenger RNA. RefSeq lists its product as uncharacterized. Gene Ontology annotation, molecular function: glutamate-cysteine ligase catalytic subunit binding; enzyme regulator activity. Bases 59 to 877 code for a protein of 272 amino acids. Gene Ontology annotation, biological process: glutathione biosynthetic process. The transcript has 5 exons. Gene Ontology annotation, cellular component: glutamate-cysteine ligase complex. Lineage: Eukaryota; Fungi; Mucoromycota; Umbelopsidomycetes; Umbelopsidales; Umbelopsidaceae. The record is from RefSeq and is a predicted model, not a curated record.